GCUUCAUUUGCUUAAAUGCGCUUUAGAUUCCACACCAUUCCAGCCACCUGUGAACACAGCUGAACAAUGCCAUUUAUAGACAUUUUGGUUAAAUAGUAAGGAUCGGUUGAUGGCUCUGGCUUGAUAAGACUCUUGAACAUCAUUUGUUGGUUACGAUGCAGUCACUGCAGUGACGUGUUGCAGAACGACACAGUGCUGGAGCGAGAGGGAACCCAGCAGGUUCAUUGGGCCAAAUAUAGCCCUUAUCAGCCACCGCAGGAUGAGUGCGCAGUUCAGCACGGCGAGCAGCGAGCAUAUCGCCGGCGAAUCCAAGCAGCAACUGUUCACUGCGGAAGAUGAGCGAGGAAGCCACAGAAACCACCAGCUGCGAGCAGGCCAUUGACAAAAAGAGCCAUUUGUGGAGGUGACCCCAGCUCACCCGCUCACUGCUUAUCAAACGCCCCGUCAUGGUGGUCCGAAAGAAGGAAGUCCUCGAGCUCGAGUGAAGAGGGACACAAACAUGGGGAGGAGGAAGUUUAGUGUGCGGUGAGGUCGAGAGAAGGAUGGAUGGAAGAAAGACAGCGGUGACGGUGGUUUUCCUGCUCUGCGUCUUCACAGGGAAACCAGCAGGGGGCCAGAGUGUGCUGGACGUGUGUGCCAGCUGCCACCUGAACGCCACAUGCGACGACAAGGCGGACGGCUCCGGGAAAGUCUGCAACUGCAAGUACGGCUUUGUCGGAAACGGAAGGACCUUCUGUCAAGAUAAAGACGAGUGUCAGAUAGGAGCCAGUAAAAUCUGCGGGCAGCACACCACCUGCCACAACACGCAUGGCAGCUACUACUGCACCUGCCUGGCCGGCUACAGCCCCUCCAACAGCAUGGCCAUCUUCAUCCCCAACGACGGGACGCACUGCCGGGGUGCGUCUGAAGACCGUCCGUCCAGUGUCACACUGAGCCGCUCCUGUCAGGUUUUUGCUUUAGACGUGGAUGAGUGCAGGGUCAGCGGAGUGUGUGGAGAAGGGGCCCGCUGCAGGAAUCUGGACGGCAGUUUCGACUGCAGCUGCCAGGUUGGAUAUCGGGUCCACGAUGGAGUCGAGCCCUUCCACCCGGCGAGAGACAACGCUUCCUGCAAAGUGGUGGACUGCGGCCAGCCGGUCCCCGUGGAGGACGCCGUGCUGCAGGCGCUCAACGGAACCACGUUUGGCGGCGAGGCCUGGUUUGUGUGUGACGACGGCUUCGUGUGGAGGAGAGGGGACAACCGCUCUGUGUGUGGAGCCGAUGGACUGUGGACGCGACCCACCAUGGUCUGUGAAGAGGUUGACUGUGGCUCUCCCCCCGCCCUCCCCCACUCUCACCUGCUGUGGAAUAAGAGCUCCAGGAUGGGAGCCCAGGCGCUUUACCAGUGCGGCACUGGGUACCGUCAUGUCGGCGGGGGCAAUGUGUCGGUGUGUACUGCAGCCGGGCGGUGGGAGGGGCCGUCCGCGCUCUGUCAAGAGAUCUUGUGUGGGAAUCCUCCUCUAAUCAGAUCCACUGAGCAGGUGUGGGACGGCGACUCCGUCCCCGGCAGCUCAGUGCUCUAUGUCUGUAAGGCGGGCUUUAAUAACGCAGGAGGGACUAACACAUCUGUCUGUGGCGGCAACGGUCAGUGGACGCUCCCCACGCUGUCAUGCCAAGAGGUGUCAUGUGGAGCUCCUCCCGUUCUGCCCCACGCCGGGCAGCAGUGGGACGGCCGCUCCACCCCUGGAAGCACGCUGACGUACUCCUGUCAGGCAGGCUUUUAUCACAGUGAGGGAAGCAAUGUGUCAGUGUGCACGGUGCACGGUAACUGGACCAAGUCAGACCUCUCCUGCAAAGAAGUGGACUGCGGGGAGCCUUCGCCCGUCCCUAACUCGGUCAUGCUGUGGGAUAAAUCCUCCAGCGUGGGCUCAGAGGUGGUGUAUCAGUGUGUCCCUGGAUAUCUGAGUGUUGGAGAGGGGAAUGUUUCGGUUUGUACGGCGGGUGGACAAUGGGAGGGAGCCUCACUGCUGUGUCAAGAAAUCAGCUGCGGCCCCCCAGUAACGCUCCCAAACACUAACCUGCGGUGGGAUGGCAGCAGCUCGCCGGGAAGCGCUGCGCAGUAUGAGUGUGUGGAUGGCUUUUACCAGGAGAGAGGAACUAACAUUUCAACCUGUUCACUGUCAGGAGAGUGGGGGGAAGUGUCUGUGCAGUGCAAAGCUGAGUGUGGCCCGUUUCCCGUCCUGGCUCACUCGGAGGUGCUGUGGCACAACAGAAGCGUGGCGGUCCACGGCUGUGUGGACGGCUACUACCGCUGGGGGGGCAGUGACGUUUCCGAGUGCGGCAGCUCUGGGGUGUGGCAGGAAGCCACUCUGACAUGCAAAGCUGAGUGUGGCCCGUUUCCCGUCCUGGCUCACUCGGAGGUGCUGUGGCACAACAGAAGCGUGGCGGUCCACGGCUGUGUGGAGGGCUACUACCGCUGGGGGGGCAGUGACGUCUCCGAGUGUCUCGGCUCUGGGCGGUGGCGGGAAGCCACUCUGACAUGCAAAGCUGAAUGUGGUCCGAUCCCCAUCCUGGCUCACUCAGAGGUGUUAUGGCACAACAGGAGCGUGGUGGUUCACCGCUGUGUGGAGGGAUACCACAGCUGGAGGGGCAGCAACGUCUCGGAGUGUGGCAGCUCUGGACAGUGGGUGGAAGCAACACUCAAAUGCAUAGAGACAAAGCCACCUAUAACUCAUUUAUCGGUCUUUAAUGAAAACUGUCUGCGAUGGAAUGCAGAAAAGUACGAGGAGGAUACAGAGACGUACAAGGUCAUUUACACCGGGUCCAGAGACUACCAGAGAUCGUUUCAUGAUAAGAGGAAGCGGUAUGUGAGCUCGAGGGCCGGCCAGCUGGAGCUCUGCCUCGACCUCCUUCCAGUGACAAACUACAGCGUCUCCGUCACUGCAGCCUCCACCGGAUUCACGGCCUCCGUCGCCGCCAGCACCGGUCUCCCAGAACCGCCGCCGCCCGUCGUCCACUACGGGGAGUUUGAGAAUCCUCUGCCGACUCUGAGGCUCCGCAGAUCGUCCAGCACUCUGGACCCGUUAAGUGUGUACCAGGUGUUUGUGAUUCCUGUGGAAGGGAUUGUGGCGUUCGACUGCUCCUCUCCCGCGACCUCCGACCCCUCGGAGUACGUCGCUGCGCAGCUCGACCUGCGACACGUUGGCACAGAGAUGAAUUUCACCGUGGGGGACGGACGCCUCUACGGAGGCUUCCACAACGCCCCACUGGAGAGCGGCACGAGCUACUACAUCAUCCUGCGAGCUGUGUGUCAGUGGAAAACGGAGAUGAAAAGCUCCUGUGUUCUGUGGGCCAAAGUGAGAGGUACUUCAUACAUUCUGAGGGUUUCCUCGCUGUGCGGUGCUGUGUUUGUGGCGCUGGCCACCCUGAGCGUGCUGGGAGGAUACGGCUUCAUCUGGUGUUUCAAGAAGACAUGAUGGGAAAAAAAUCUUCUUUUAAUUUGACAGGGCGUUCUGUAAAGAAUCAAAACGUGUUAUUAAAGGGCAACUUCGGUUUUUUGACAUCUGGACCUUAUUUCUAGGUGUGUCAUGCUCAUAUACUCACUCAGACAAACAUCAUGCAGCUCUGAGUCCCUCAGAAGUUAUUUAGAUCCAACCGAUG
This is a messenger RNA of Salarias fasciatus (jewelled blenny), 3636 nucleotides long. RefSeq names its product sushi domain containing 1 (gene susd1). Gene Ontology annotation, molecular function: calcium ion binding. The record is from RefSeq and is a predicted model, not a curated record. NCBI's taxonomy places the organism in Eukaryota, Metazoa, Chordata, Actinopteri, Blenniiformes, Blenniidae. Bases 543 to 3452 code for a protein of 969 amino acids. The transcript has 20 exons.